Molecule: messenger RNA, 3323 nt
Organism: Athalia rosae (coleseed sawfly)
Lineage: Eukaryota; Metazoa; Arthropoda; Insecta; Hymenoptera; Athaliidae
Gene: AsnS
Product: asparagine synthetase [glutamine-hydrolyzing]
Exons: 10
Coding region: 1609-3291 (560 amino acids)
Cellular component (GO): cytosol
Molecular function (GO): asparagine synthase (glutamine-hydrolyzing) activity
Source: RefSeq, a predicted model, not a curated record
CUAACGAUAAUAAGCCCGACGAGAGAAAACGCCGAAGAAGAAGAGAACUUACGGAUCACCUGAAUAACAACUUCGGAACAGUUCGGCGUUUAGAGACCGAAACGUAGACUACCGACUAGAACGGGCGCUAGUUGGUCUAGGGCGUGCUAUGGAUAGAUCGAUAACCAGUCUAGGUGGUACAAUCGGGUGCAAAAAUAAGCCGAGGUGUACGGAGGAGGAGAUGUUAUAUCCGAAUGGUAAAUGAAUUGCCGUACAUUGGAUAAAUUCAUCGGAUAGAAUGUACUUUAUUGCGCGCGCAGCGGUUCGGAGAAAGAAAAAGUCGCUUUGUAUUUCAGUGGUACAGAGACGACGUACUCGUUCUACGGUCCAUUCAAUGGACCGAAUUUUUUCUACGAUUUUUGGCAGCCCCGCACCGAUGGCGUACAUCAGUCACCGAGCUGAAGCGUGUCGCUGCACCGCGCUGAAUUUCGUCGAUUCCGAGUGCCGUAACUUUCCACAUUCCAACCAGAUUCGAUAAUAAGUCGACGACGGAUGGUGGAAAAUGUUUCGAUGCUGUGCGACUCCGAUUUCGCUCUUAAAACGCACUACGAUAAAUCAUUCAACGUAUGAGUUUUCGUCUGGUGUGAUUCACGAUCGGUGAAAAAAAGGCACAGCGCGUGGGCGAAGGAUACGGAAAAAUACGUUCAGGACAACGAAGUAGAAGUGAAAAUGAAAAAAAUCGUCAUCGUACUUUCAUGAUGUCUUUUUCACUAGGUGAUCAGAAAAACUGAAAAAUUCAUUCUCUUCCAUUCGAAGAACAAAUGCAGCCAGCGUAUUCCGUCGAUUGCACAUUUUAUUCGGUAUGUCUUAGAAUGGAGAAUCCAUUUAUUUUAUUUAUUCAGCCAGUAUGCACAAAAUAUUGAGAUAGAGAUGAACAAUAUUAUUGAAGCGACGCCGUCGCGCGAGAUCUGAUACGAUGCGAGUUACCGGAUGCCGCCGAUGCACUUUUAUGAGAGCAGCGUGACCUGGCGCGGUGUGGCGGGCAACGUGCACCAUUGAAAAAUACUCGCUCGACCGAAAGAUAUGAAUAAAGCGCGCUUUGCGAUGUCUUCGCACAGAUAUUGGCUAGAAUCUAGGAGACACUCUAGGCCAGAUCUUUUCGACAUUCCGUCUGUAGAAAUACAACGUAAUUAUUUUCCAGUGCGACGUCGAUUUCGUAUACUAUCACUCCUUCAAAAUGUUACGUCAGAUUACGGACAUGUGUCAACUAGCCCCCGCGUGUAUACGGAUACACAAACAACAGCGGGCACACGCGUAUGCAUAUCCGAACACGCUUGGAUGUGUGCGAUGGUCGAAGAAGUAUGGAUAAGCCACCAUAUAAAAACGAGGGCUUCGUAUAAACGAAGUUAGAAACUCCUACGGUCAGUGUCGCGGGUAGAUGUGUCCGUUGUAAGUUGUCAGUAUUAUACGAAUCUACUUGCACGAGGUCACCGCAUAGAAAAUUUUGCUGGAUAGACGAAUUUUUCUUCAAAGCGAUAAGCCUGUAAAAUAACGGAUUUCACUCUUUGGAAGCCAAGGUUGCAAGCUAGCUCCGUUAUACACCACGUGAAAUAAAAAUUAUAAAUAAAGAUGUGUGGUAUUUGGGCACUCUUUGGUUUCGAGGAGAAUACCACCUCUCAGCUUCUAUGUAACUUCCAAAACAUUUCUCAUCGAGGGCCGGAUGCCACGAGAUUGGAAACCGUCCAGAACAUCAAGAAUUGCCGACUAGGAUUCCAUCGUCUCGCUAUUGUGGGUGGUGUAAAUGGUAUGCAGCCCUUGCAAAUAAAAAAGUACCCUAACAUACGCCUGCUAUGUAACGGUGAAAUUUACAACUGCAACAGGUUGGCUGCACAGUACGGAGAUGAGUACGAAACCACAGGUGAUGUGGAAUCAAUCGUACAUAUGUACGGACGUCACGGAGCCGAUGCGAUUCGAUCUCUGGAUGGGGUUUUCGCAAUUUGCUUGCUGGAUGUACAAGAGCGAAAAUUGUUGGUAGCGAGAGAUCCGUACGGUGUCAGACCACUGUUCAGAAUACGCAGCGACAGCGGAAUACUAGCCUUGUGUUCCGAGAGCAAGGGUCUCAUGGGUUUGACGAAAGCGAUGGACGGGGCUAAGUGGAAAAUGGAACCAUUCCCUCCCGGUCAUUACGAGAUGUACGAUAUUCAGCAGAACGGAACUGUUCAAUUGGUAAAGACGGUUCAGUACCACAAGCCCGGAGAUAAGCCAGGUUUUCAACCGUGUUUACCCUGGAGAGAACUGAGUCCUACCGACAUUCGAAAGAACAUCAGGCGGUUAAUGACCGCUGCCGUUAAGAAGCGUCUCAUGUCUGACCGGCAAAUCGGUUGUUUGUUGUCCGGUGGUCUCGACUCGAGUUUGGUGGCUGCACUUUUGGUGAAGUUGGCGAAGGAGAAUAACUUCCCUUACACCGUUCAGACGUUCGCCAUUGGUAUGGGGGAGAGUCCGGACAUCGUUGCGGCACGACAGAUGGCGAAAUACAUAGGCAGCGAACACCAUGAAAUAUUAUUCACCGCCGAUGACGUCGCGGAGGUCCUUGAUAAAGUCAUUUACGAGCUGGAGACCUUUGACAUCACCACCAUACGAGCCUCCAUAGGGAUGCAUCUGAUAUCGAGAUAUAUAAAGAAAAACACGGACACGACCGUAAUAUUCAGCGGCGAAGGAUCUGACGAACUCGCGCAGGGCUACAUAUACUUCAGAGAAUCACCGAGUCCGAAAGCCGGCCACGAGGAAUCGUUGAGACUCCUGAAGGACAUUUAUCUGUUCGACGGGCUGAGAGCAGAUCGGACGACGAGUGCCCACGGCCUAGAACUUAGGGUGCCAUUUUUGGAUCAGCAGUUCACGCACUACUAUCUCUCUCUGGAUCCAUCUUUGAGGCAACCGCAAGACGGUGUCGAAAAAUAUUUACUGCGGUCGGCGUUCGACGAAGUCAACUUAUUGCCGCACAACAUUUUAUGGCGUCACAAGGAAGCCUUCAGCGACGGCGUAGCUUCGAGAAGGAAAUCAUUAUUCGAAAUCGUUCAGGACAUCGUCGAAGAUCGCGUAGAUGACAAAGAACUAGACGAGGCUGCUGUUGCCUACCCCCACUGCACCCCAAAAACCAAAGAGGCUCUUUACUACAGGAAAGUAUUCGAAGCCCACUACAAAGGACAAGCAAAGGAUUUAAUCCCAUACUUUUGGAUGCCACGGUGGGUUCAAGGAGUGACGGAUCCGUCCGCCAGAUUCAUUGCUCAUUACGCUGCAGAUAUUGAACAGUAAUCACGAUUAAAAAAUUAAAAAAAAAAAAAAAA